AUGGCUAGUGGGAAGCCCAUCAAUCUCACAUCAGUGGAACCUGAAGCCACCUCUCCUGGCAGAAGUAGUUCUCCAGCGCUCUCCUCAUCAUCCUCAUCAUACUCUUCUACCGCCCUCUCGCCGGCGUCCUUCUCUUCAUCUCAUUCUUCCGCAACCGCAUACUCGCCUGUAAUCUCACCUUCAGAAGAUUACCACCGGCCUCCUACUAAUAUGCUGAAAGUUGCUACCCAACCAGCGGUAUACCCAACCGUGCCGACAAUAGCUCCGCCUCUAACACCCAUUGCGCCCAUCCGGAGCCAACUUGGUCCCAACAUCAACAAGAGACCAAAGCUAUCUCUCCAAACCUCCUGUGUCCCUGUCACCUUUGGCAAAUCAUCAACUGCACUGUCGCUAGCUGUUUCGAGUAACAGUUGCCAAUCUCCUACCAACAGGAACACUUUCAAAAACGCCUACGAAACAUUUCACCGUGUCAACUCACCAAUAUGUCGUUCCCCUCUAAGAGAUCCCAUAAGGAAUCGUCAGCGUGCGCCUUCUUCGCCUGCAAAGGCCGGACCAGUCCGGACAGCAGAGCCUCCCUAUAAGCUUCCCAAGGGCAUCCGAGGAAUUCUACGAAACUCACCCAUCCCCUCUCCAGCUCAGGGUGUGGAACAACAAAUCCGAAGCCCAGAAGCGACGAUGUCGACUCCAUCUACAAAACGAGUGAAAUAUCGGUAUCCACUUGAUGAAGUAAUAAAAACAGUCAAGUUUACCGCCAAACACUCUGACAUUGAAUCGACAAAUGCCUCCAGAACGAGUUCCUCGCUCGACACGUACUCGUAUACUUCGUCUGAGGAAGAUUCAGACUCCAGCGACUCUGCAUCCGGAGGGUCGACUCCUUCAGAAGAUGAGUCAGAGAAUGUAGCAAAAUCACCCAAGAGAACAAGGAAGCAGGCCCGGUCAAAACACAAGACCUUUCGCAGCGAGAGACAAAUACUUGCAGCCGGCGUCCGAGACGGCCUACUGCCUUCUCGGGAAGACAGCUUACCUCCACAAACACCUAUACACCAACGCACAGUCCAGCGGGAAUGGCGGUGGACUCUGGGCCCGAUCCAAGAUGGCUAUGUUCAGUCUUCGAGUCCCCCAAGCUCAGACCUUGCAACACCUCCUGCAGAUUCAUCAUACGAUGCACCUUCAACGCCACAUAUCGAGAAGAGGAAUAGCGAAACCCCGCUAGCAUUUGCGAACAUGACGCCUCCUCCAUCUCAAGGUUCCGGGAUCUGUUCUAGCCCAGUUGUCAAGCCAGGCUCCUUAAGGCUGACAUGUUAA
Messenger RNA from Nannizzia gypsea CBS 118893, 1305 nucleotides. RefSeq lists its product as hypothetical. The transcript has a single exon. The coding region runs from base 1 to 1305 and encodes 434 amino acids. Lineage: Eukaryota; Fungi; Ascomycota; Eurotiomycetes; Onygenales; Arthrodermataceae. The record is from RefSeq and is a predicted model, not a curated record.